UCACACCUGAGCUCCCCGGAAGUUUAGUCUCAUUUAAAUAAAUGUAGAAAACGUUUUCACUCCCGACCGGCUCUCCUGAGGUUUGACGUCCAGCUGCUUUUCCCUUCGCACUGAUUUGUCCGGAAAAUAGACACUCUGGUUUUUAGAAAUAAUGCUCCUGUAUGUCGUCGGACUGGUAGCUCCCUGGAUCGUCUAUCGCUGGUACAAGGACCGGAAAAGAGUGCCCAACAAAGCGGAGAAGUAUGUCUACAUCACUGGCUGUGACUCUGGGUUUGGUAAUCUCCUCGCGAGACACCUGGACAAGUUGGGCUACAAUGUAAUUGCGGGCUGUUACACUGAGAAGGGCGCGGAGGAGCUGAAGCAGCUCUCCUCCGACCGACUGGCGACCUUUCGCCUGGAUGUCACCGACUCGGAGAGCGUCCGGCAGACGGCGGCAUCCAUCAACACUUUGGUUGGAGAGAAGGGCCUGUGGGCCGUGGUGAACAAUGCUGGCGUCGCUCUGCCGUCCGGUCCCACCGACUGGCUCAACAUCGACGACUACAGGGGCAUGCUCGCCGUCAAUCUCUGCGGCGUCAUCGACGUGACGCUCAGCGUCCUCCCCCUCGUCAAGAAGGCCAGGGGCCGGGUGGUGAACGUGGCCAGCGUGUUCGGGCGGUGCAGCCCGUUCGGCGGGCCGUACUGUGUGUCCAAGUACGGCGUGGAGUCCUUCAAUGACAGCCUGCGCUUAAACAUGGCGCCGUUUGGAAUCAAGGUGGCGUGCAUUGAGCCUGGCUUCUUCAGAACAAAUGUGACCGAUGUAGAGGCGAUGCACAAUAACAUGAGGAGGCUUUGGGACAGAUUGCCUCAGGAUGUGAAGGACGACUAUGGACCUGGUUUCUUGAGAGAAUCUCUCGACAUGCUGGAUCAGAGGUUCAAGAUGUUGACUGACAGUAACCUGAUGAAGGUGGUCGGCUGCAUGGAGCACGCCGUCUCCGCCGUGUAUCCUCGCACUCGCUACUCUGCUGGAUGGGAUGCAAAGAUCUUCUGGCUGCCGGUGUCCUACAUGCCAACCUUCAUCAUGGACAGACUUUUUCGUAGAAAUAGUCCACCACUAAGGCCGAUAUCUGCAAAGUAAUUCUGUCAGUUUGGUUGGCUGCAUAAAAUCCUUUGGGCUAAUUUGUAUCGCACCAUAAGUGACUUCAUUUUUCCUGUAAUACAUGUUUGUGCUUAAAGAAUCGACCAUUGAAAAUAGGUAAACUUUUUUUUAUGUAUAAUAAACUUCUCUACACUGGA
This is a messenger RNA of Gasterosteus aculeatus aculeatus (three-spined stickleback), 1272 nucleotides long. It is a transcript of the gene dhrs9, whose product is annotated as dehydrogenase/reductase (SDR family) member 9. Gene Ontology annotation, biological process: steroid metabolic process. Lineage: Eukaryota; Metazoa; Chordata; Actinopteri; Perciformes; Gasterosteidae. The record is from RefSeq and is a predicted model, not a curated record. Gene Ontology annotation, cellular component: intracellular membrane-bounded organelle. Gene Ontology annotation, molecular function: oxidoreductase activity.